UGUGUACGCCGAACGCGACGGGCAGGUGGUGAACACGGCAUAGGUCGUGCGCGCUCGAGAAGCGUGGCCGAAUAGCGUGCUCUCCAGCUUUUUCGGAGCUGGUUUCUCCCUUUUCGUCCAUCCCCCAUCUCUUCUCCUGACCUAGGCCUCAUGUCUUCUGUAAUCGACGACUACGAGCCUCUGGAAGUCAUCGGGAAUGGCUCGUUUGGGGUCAUUCGCAAGGUCAAGCGGCGAUCCGAUGGCCAACUGUUUGCUCGAAAGGAGCUCAAUUUCGAACGCAUGUCAGAUCGUGAUAGGAAACAAAUAGUGGCUGAAGUGAAUAUCCUGAAAGAUCUGAAGCACGAGAACAUUGUGCGCUACAUCAAUAGAUAUGUGCAUCAAGAGUCCAAGAUCCUGUACAUUCUUAUGGAGUACUGCGGUGGUGGAGACCUGGGCUCGCUAAUCAAUACCCACCGACGCCAAAACCGGACACUCCCAGAGGAUCAGAUAUGGAACCUCUUUACCCAAAUAUUACUGGCCCUUAACCAUUGUCAUUGGCCAAACAUCCAGCUGAAUAUUGCGGAUCCUAACGUACCUCACGCUGAUAUCAACUCUGGAAAUCCGAAGCAGCAGGUCCUUCAUCGUGAUCUAAAGCCUGAGAAUGUCUUCUUGUCCUCGGAUGGUGUCAUCAAGCUUGGAGAUUUUGGUCUUGCAAAGCAAAUUGCAACGGCAUCUUUCGCAAGUACAUACGUUGGCACGCCUUACUACAUGUCCCCUGAAUUAAUGAACGAAAAAGCUUAUGAUACCAAGUCAGACAUUUGGAGUCUUGGUUGUCUCCUUUUCGAACUCUGCGCCCUGAAUGCGCCAUUCCACGACGCCCAGACCUAUAACGAGUUAGCCACAGCAAUCCGUUCGGGGCGCAUACCUCCCAUUCCAAAGGGAUACUCAUUAACUUUGCAAACUACCAUCAGGAGCAUGCUCAACGUCAACCCUGCAAUGCGGCCAUCCACCCUUCAAUUACUUAAACUUGAACAGACGAGAAGUGACCCAGGCCCGUGAAAGCGCACUCUCUAUGAGAGAGGAUGCUUUGACGGAACGAGAACAGGCCCUGGAAGCUUUACACAGUGAUCUAAUGGCACAGGAGACCCGGCUGAAGGAGGAGUCGGAGCGCAUCGCCUUCGAACGUUCACAGCUUGAUCUGGAGCGCGCCGUUGUGGAGAAGGCCGCUAAUGACAUGGCCCAAGAACGUGCA
Molecule: messenger RNA, 1231 nt
Organism: Cantharellus anzutake
Lineage: Eukaryota; Fungi; Basidiomycota; Agaricomycetes; Cantharellales; Hydnaceae
Product: kinase-like domain-containing protein
Exons: 9
Coding region: 151-1038 (295 amino acids)
Biological process (GO): protein phosphorylation
Molecular function (GO): protein kinase activity; ATP binding
Source: RefSeq, a predicted model, not a curated record